UUCAUCUCUAGACUUGGCUACGGACCUUCAGGAUCACUCGAUACGCUUCUCGAACCUUCACAUCCUACGACUAAGUUUAGCCUAGGGUUCUUAUAUACUGCUUCGUCACUCGUUAUUGUCACUAUCCAGUUGACAGUUUCGCUAUUGCCCUCCGCGCUACUCGGCAGCUCUAUUCAUUACAGUACGCAGUACAAUAUGUUCCAUUGCCCCACGCACUAUCGUGCGACUGCCACCCCACCCACAUCCCCCUUCAUCCCCCUCCCACGCAAGAGUGGAGGGCACUGUAGCUUGCGGAAUGACCCAGGGAGGAAGUUGUUGGGACUAAGGAGAAGGGUCAGGUGGUCGCAGGGCGGACAGGUUGCCGUCCUCUGCCGCACUGCGGCAGAACCAAACUGGGGAAAGCGCGAGACGACACGCAGGGCAAGGGCGACAGGCGUAGGCGACCUGUCACCGAGAGGAGCGGCACUUGUAGCCGCAGCAGACCCGCUAUCACCUGCCCUUUCGGAAAAACACGCCAGGAGCGUGGGUGGGAGGGGCCAGGGGAGGGGCGAGAGGAAGGACAUGUUGUCCCCCCACCUCCCCCCCCCCCCCUUAACCCCCCUCCCCCCUAGUUGUAGAUAAUGGAGCGUGCAAGAGGAGAGUGUCAUUGGUUAGCAAAGUUGGGCGCAAGCUUAGCGCGAGGUGCGAUUCGGCCAUCUUCUCCAUAACUCAUUUCGUUGGGUUCGGCGGCGUGUGUGUGUGGCUCGCUUCAAUCGGAAGUUCCGCCAUCGUCGCAGAUAGCGCCACGGCGUUCAACGUGCGUGGUGGGUCGGCGAGACUUCAGUGCAUUCGGGAGCCAUGGUGCUGCGGAUCACGUGUCUCUGAAGCAUUUCAAUUCGCUAACAGACGCCAAGACGUACCUGCAGUAGGAGAGGGAUUGCAGCAUAUGCGGGGUGGAGAUUGUUGACAAUGCACGCCCCAUACAGCCACACCCAUUCUCUGGCAACACAGCUUUUCUCCUUGGCAACGAGUACAUGUAGCCGAGCAGCAGCUGAGUCAGCGAAAGGGGUGCAAUGGGGGAGAAGGAAUAGUCGCAACAUUCCGAGCAGAGGGUCUGCCUGUCGAUUCCGAGCAGCACGCAGCAGCCAAGCCAGAAGACAAACAAGCAGUUCAUCAGAAGCAGUGGCACCAGAAGUACCAUCAGCACUCAUAGCAGCAGCAGCGCACAGCAGGGGGUCAGCAUUUGCAUUCCGUGCCCCACGCAGCAGCCUAGCCAGUAGACAAACAAGCAGUCCAACAGAAGCAGCGGCACCAGAAGUAGCAUCAGCACUCACAGCAGUAGCAGCGCACAGCAGGGGGUCCGCCUGUGCAUUCCGAGCAGCACACAGCAGCCAGGCCAGAGCCAUUAGACAAACAAGUAGUCCGACAGAAGUAGCAUCAGCACUUACAGCAGCAGCAGCACACAGCACAGGGUCAGCCUGUGCAUUCCGAGCAGCACGCAGCAGCCACGCCAGAGCUUCCUCCUCGUCCCUAGGCCAGUCCCCAUCCCCUCUAUAGUACGCCUCGCCCAUUCGGUACUGGCUCCCCUGGUGCCCCAGCCUAGCAGCUUUUCUGUGCCACUCUAACGCCCUCUGCUGCUCGCCCCUCGCUUCCAUCACCUCCCCCAUAAUCACACACGCGUCCAGGUUCCCUGUUUCUGCUGCCCGGAAGACUAGUAGCGGGGUGAGCGGGCAGGGGGAGGGGGGGACUGGGGGAGGGAAUCCUGGGAGGUGAUAGUAACGGAUGGUGAUUGUUGGAGAGUUGAGGGGUGUACGUUGAGCAGGAAGGGUGAAUGAGCAGUGGUGGUGGGAGGGCCGAGAAGGCCGAGGGGGCAAGGGCACAUGGGUGUGGAUGGGUUGAUAACCCCGAACGUGCUCAUAUAUGUUUUGCACAUAGGCGAGUGGUGGUGCUGAUGGUGUCUGUGAUGCCGUUGCGUCUGCCGACGGCGGUGCUGAUGCUGCUGGUGAUGCUGCUGGUGAUGCUGCUGGUGAUGCUGCUGGUGAUGCUGCUGGUGAUGCUGCUGGUGAUGCUGCUGGUGAUGCUGCUGGUGAUGCUGCUGGUGAUGCUGCUGGCACUGGAUCUGGUGCUGGUGCUGGUGGCGCUGCUGAGAGGGCAUCUCUACUUGUUGAUGUGCGAAGCUUGGCAAAUGUCACUCUGGGCUUCAUUAUAGCCACAUUCAAUAGGACGUGCUGCCACGCAUACCGGGAUACAGCGGCCAACCUCAGGAGCAAGCAUGAGGAGAAGCAGCUUCAAGCUGGUUGACGCAUUGGAGCCAGCAACAGGAGCACGCAUUGUUUAGGGGCAGCAUUUGACGACAAGGAGCAAUGGCGGCAAGGAGCAAGCGUGCAAUCAGCAUUUGAGUGCGAAACCAUGAGACAUCCUCACGAGGGCACCAUGCGUGCCUUAACUCACCUGGCUGCUGCUGACGUGGCAGCGCCACGUCUUACAGACGGCGGCGCAACUGAUGAGGUCAGCAAAGGAAAGGCACAGGAAGAUUCGCUCGGUGACGUCCCAGGGGAGGAAGGAGGCCAGGCAGAGCGACGGGGGCGGCGGGGGGGUCGGUGCGGAUGACCGUUGAGACGUCUCAAGAGAUGGGGCCGGCGGGGGGUUCUGUAUAGCUGACACCCCAACCCCAGCUGUCUCAACUUGAGACGGGGGCCGCGGUGAGUCCAAGGGAGCGUGACGCGGGGGAGAGGGAUGAACGGGGAGGAGUGGGGCGCGGUCGAAGGAGGAGAGGAGGAAGCGGAGUCCGGCGGAACGGGUCCUCGGCGUGAGGCGUUGCGGUGGGGAGGAGAGGGAUGCGCAAGGACGGGGAGAGAGAUGAUGGAAGGAGAGGAGGGAGGAGAGGAAGGAGAGGGAGGAGGAAAGGCGCGAAGAGACGGAGGGGGAGAAUUCCCGCUGGUGUUGGAAUCGGCGGCGGCGGCGGCCGUGACACUGUGCUUGCAGUCAGAUUGAAUCUCGCUAGUGUCACAUCCGCUAGAGGCGCUGUCGCUUGAGUCACGCUCUACAACCAGCGCGUCCCCGUAAAUGUGGACGAUCCGCGCAAGCCUCCCCGCGCGCUCGUUGAUCUCCGCGCUGCUAGACGCAAGCGCCCAGAACACCACCAGGCGCGGGCAGAUCCGCGCGGAAAACACCUGCGCGGACGCGGACGCGCCGAUCGCAGAGAGCAGCUCGUGCUGCCACGUGGUGGGAUCUUGGUGGUCCGCGGGGAGCAGCAGCUCGUGCGGUGGCUCGGCGUAGUUCGCGGGGAGCAACGUCGCGCGGAGGUGGCGCGAAAAGUUGGCGGAAGAGUGGCGCGCGGAGGGGGAAGGAGAGCGAAUCUCAGAUAACGCGUUAAAGCACUUCCAAGGAGCCGAUUCGGCGAUCCUGCGGACUUGCGAAUCCCAGCUUGCAUAGAGUGCUUUUAUUUAGUUAUAAUUAUUCAGCUACAUAGGCUCUGGUGGUAAUUCCCUCUACCGCUAUGGCUACUCGAGCCCUCGUCCACUCCCACUGUCCCUCCGCUCUCCAGCCGUCGCGAACCGUCAGUCUCAGCUCUAAUUUCCAACGGAUUGUUUCUCUUUCCCAGUCUGGGGAUACGAUACGGACCACCCGCGCUAUACGUGCUAAGCUGUUCACCCGUCAACCUACAGAUGCUAAUCCCGUCAAGUCUCGGUCUAGCAGGAAACGUCACGGAAGUAUUGUACGCGCUGGGGGAAGAGUAGAGACUGAAUCCGCUGAUGUCAAUUCCAGCAACGCUGACGUGGCAGAGGUAGCGGACGAUGCGGCGGUGCCGCCGGCUGUGAUCACGGACUUAAUCGCCUUUCUCCAGCAAGAGCUGCCGAAGCUGUUCGUCGAAGGGGGCAUGAGCUCGGCGCGCUUCGCGGACAAGGUGGAGUUCGAGGACCCCAUCACGCGCUACGACACUCUGGCGGGAUACCUCUUUAAUAUCCAGAUGCUGCGAUACCUUUUCCACCCCGUCUUCAUUCUCCAAGACACGUACCAGUCUGGUCCAGCAGAGAUCACGACGCGGUGGACAAUGAAGAUGUAUUUCUGGCUGCUGCCUUGGCGGCCGGAGGUGGUGUUCACCGGGCUGUCUAUCUACGCCAUCGACCCGCGCUCGCAGCAAUUCGUGCGGGAAUAUCCUGCCUUUCAAGUCGUUCAGCUGAAUACGCCCGUCCAAUCAGCGUCUGACAUCUGGCCCUCUGCUCCUGGCGCCCCUCCCAGUCCGCAACUGGAGAAGUUACAGAGGUACUUCCAGGAAGGAAACAGCCAGAGAAAAACCAUUCCCCAGGGCCCUAUCAUGCUCAUCAGCCCGCCGGAUUCCGCCGGGCAGGAUAAAAAACUGGCGAUGGCCAUUUCCCUGGAUGCUUCGCCUUCCACACCGACCGAUCCGGACCUGACCAUUGGCACUCUGCUACGUGGAACAUGGGCAGCUGCAGCAUUCGGAGGGCUCCCAUUGGCUGAAACCUUCUCAGCAGCAGCUGCUUCUCUGCGUGCUGAUGUCACUGCUGAUGGCCUGCUGCUGGCCUCAAGAGGAUCUGGCACAGGGGCAGCUACAGCUGCUGCUGGGAGUGGUGCUACAGAUGGGACUACAGCUGGUUCAGGGAUUGGUGCUACAGAUGCUGAGGGUGCUGGGUUGGUGGGUGCUGCAUCUGCACUGGUGUCUUACCCAAGUGGUUCUCCAAUUCCAUUUCUCAAGAGAAAUGAGGUACUGUACAAGCUGGAACACUUCUCGCUGGAUUCUACCAGACAUGGUGCUCCAUACUUGUAACCACAAUGUUUCCUAUGUGAUGUGCGCAUGCCCAAAUGUGUUUCAUACGUUGAAGUGCAUAAUGCGUAGUGUUUUUGGCAAGACCUGACACUACUUGUACGAUAGUCAGGUCAGGUCUCAGAUGGAGGUGUCAACUUAUACGGUACACAUGUUUGUAUGUAAAAGUUAUAGGCUAGAUAGGUGUAUGUUCUUAGAGGGUACAACUUUAACCCUAUCGCCCUUGUUCUCACUUAUUUCUAGCCUUUCUCGU
Messenger RNA from Closterium sp. NIES-67, 5018 nucleotides. The record is from the annotation of a GenBank genome assembly. NCBI's taxonomy places the organism in Eukaryota, Viridiplantae, Streptophyta, Zygnematophyceae, Desmidiales, Closteriaceae.